CUCUAGUCUGGUGUCAAAAUCUAGCACAUCAUUUUUUUAGGACAUGGCAUUGUCACUAAUGCCAAGAAUUGUUCCACAAACCAAAGAUGUUUGUAAAGGAGCAGUUUUCUUUCUACAUGGAUCAGGUGACACUGGUAUAGGAAUACAAGACUGGUUGAGGUCAAUUCUAGAUGAUGACUUUAAAUUCCCUCAUUUGAAGGUUAUCUUUCCUACUGCUCCUUUAAGACCUUACACACCUAAUAAUGGAGGGAAAAGCUAUGUAUGGUUUGACAGGAAAAAUAUUUCACCGUUUGUAUCUGAACAUGAAACAUUAGAUGAAACAGCUAAGAGUUUAUCUCAGUUGAUACAGACUGAAGUAGACGGUGGCAUUCCAUUAUCCAGAAUUAUUAUAGGUGGAUUUUCAAUGGGAGGUGCUAUGUCAUACCACAUGGGAUACAGAUAUUUUCCACAAGUUCCAGGAGUGUUUGCCCUUUCCAGUUUUCUAAAUAAUGGAUCCUCGGUGUUUAAGGCAUUAGAAACUGUAAGUGACAAAUCAAAAUUACCCAAGUUAUUUUGUUGUCAUGGUGAUCUGGACCAACUUGUUUUACCAGAAUGGGGACUGAAUACAAGCAAACAGUUACAAGACAUUGGAAUAUCAACAGAGUUUCAUAAAUUUAAUUUUUAUCAUGAAAUGAACUUUAAGGAAAUCAGCAUGUUGAGAGAAUGGAUUUUGAAAUUAAUACCAGAAAAUUCAAGUCAAUUGUGAUAUGAAUUAGUUGUGCUGUUAAGUACUGUACAAUAUAUUGAGAAAGUUUUAUGCAGGAGUGAUUGAUUUUAAGCCUUAUUAUAACAGAUGGGUUUAAUUUGUUUUAAAAAAAUCUUAUCUCUCUGAAAUAAAGAAAAAUGAUCAGAGCAUUUAUGGUAUUAUUCUUUAAAAGUCUUUAAUACCAAAACCCAAAAUAAGUUUUUAAAAUUUAAUUUGAACUAUGGCUAAGAGCGCAGACAGUAAACAAGUGAUACAAAAAUGUGAUUGGAUUUAUUAAAAAAUUGAAUUGAUUUUAUACGAUAAUUUGUAGAUAAAGAUCAUAUACCACUAAUUUGAAUUCCACGAUUUCCAUAUAAAACUAAGAAGAUGUUGUAUGAUUGCCAAUGAGACAACUCUCAACAAGAGACCAAAUUUCAGAAAUUAACUACUGAAGGUCACUCACUGUACAGUUUCUGAAAUAAGCAUCAUUUGGAA
Molecule: messenger RNA, 1219 nt
Organism: Mytilus trossulus (common blue mussel)
Lineage: Eukaryota; Metazoa; Mollusca; Bivalvia; Mytilida; Mytilidae
Product: lysophospholipase-like protein 1
Exons: 5
Coding region: 44-745 (233 amino acids)
Biological process (GO): protein depalmitoylation
Cellular component (GO): cytoplasm
Molecular function (GO): carboxylic ester hydrolase activity; palmitoyl-(protein) hydrolase activity
Source: RefSeq, a predicted model, not a curated record